AUGGCUGGCGCGCAGGCUUACAGCACACUUGAGGUAGACCCUCGUCGACCGGAGGCAGGCCUUGAGGUACACCAUGGCCAUCGAACGAGCGCGUGGAAUACUGAGAGCCAAUAUCUUCAGCGGACAUCCGAUUUACACCAGAAGCUGGACGAACACAGCUAUGACCAACAUUAUCCCCGGCAACGUGACGAUCAUGAGUCAACAGCCAAAAAUGGGCGAAAAGAUACCAUCUGUGGCCUUUCGAGGCGGGUGUUCAUUAUAGUACUUGUCGUCAGCCUACUGAUACUCAUCGGCGCCAUCGCUGGUGGUGUUGCCGGAGGCGUGCUUAGCCGUCGGAAUACCACCGGAAAUUCUUCACGCUGCAUCCUCGACACGUCAAGACUUGCAGCAGCGAACCGAACAAGCGGUGGAUUAGAGCAGAGAACUGUCUUCUUCCAAGAUGGUUCCGGCGCGCUGAUGGCGCGGAGCCUACGGGCACCUUCAGCGGAGUGGGCGACCACCAACCUCACGCUCAAGUUUCAAUCAACGACCGAGGCAAUCAGCAUUCCACGCGGCGCUCCAAUGGCAGCAUUAGCCUGUGCGGACUAUGGUUGUGGGGAGACUAGGCUGUUCUAUAUUGGGACCGAUGAUUUUAUACACGAUGUCAAGGAAGGCGAGAUUGCUCAAUGGAAUUCCGGCGGUCAAGUGGUUGCUGCCCGACUGAGCCCUUUGCCCGGCUCACAAAUUGCGGUAACAUUUACCAGACGGCUACCAAACGAAGAGGAGCGGAAGGAGAGUGACGCGGAACGACUCAAUCGGCUCAUCGCUUACCAAGGGCUGAAUGGGAAAGUUUACGUCGCGAACGAUACUGACAGAUACGUCAACCCACAAGAGCUAGGCAGCAUGCCGAACUGGACCAAAAACACCAGCUUGGCCAUGAUUACACAGUUUGGUGGCGUGGUGCUUGAUGAAGUUAGUUUAGUAGCGAAGGGUACAGGGGCUGCAGAUUCAGAGGUUAGCAUGAUAGAAGCGAGAUAUGAUAUACAGAACAAGAUUUGGGUGCAAGAGCCUGCUGUUGUGGACAACAUUCCCCAAUCUCAAGAUUCAUCAUCCACGGCCACGCCGCAAUUCGCCGCCACGAUGCGGAACAACUGGUUGGACAGCAUCUACUUGGCCCUCAACCCCGACGGAACAAUGACUGUUCGCAUAAUAGGCCAGCGUAAUGAGACAAUGGACCAGAUCACACUUGAAAAGUCUGGAGGGGAGCUGGCAAGGUUUUCGGCCAUUGCAACCACGAUGGACGGACAUCUCUACGGUAUCGUCGACGAUAGCAUACGGGAGUACUCUUUUGAUACGUCUGAUGCGUCUAUUCUACAUCUUGAUGGAACUGUCUAUGAUUGUUCGGGAGACAGAUCUACCUAG
Messenger RNA from Colletotrichum orchidophilum, 1401 nucleotides. RefSeq lists its product as uncharacterized. The transcript has 2 exons. Lineage: Eukaryota; Fungi; Ascomycota; Sordariomycetes; Glomerellales; Glomerellaceae. The record is from RefSeq and is a predicted model, not a curated record. The coding region runs from base 1 to 1401 and encodes 466 amino acids.